Molecule: messenger RNA, 6398 nt
Organism: Sorex fumeus (smoky shrew)
Lineage: Eukaryota; Metazoa; Chordata; Mammalia; Eulipotyphla; Soricidae
Gene: ZNF638
Product: zinc finger protein 638
Exons: 28
Coding region: 328-6144 (1938 amino acids)
Biological process (GO): regulation of RNA splicing
Cellular component (GO): nucleus
Molecular function (GO): mRNA binding; zinc ion binding
Source: RefSeq, a predicted model, not a curated record
CGGCGGGCCGGGCGCGCAUGCGUGCAGCGGCUGGGAGGCGGUAUCUUCCCCGGCGUCGACCCUGGAGGUUGAGUGCUAAACUGUGGGGCGCAAGUGGGAGCCGGCCGUUAGUCCUGUAGGCAUAGCUUUGUGUUAUUCUUGGAAAAUUUCGCACCACUUGUGAAUUCCUUGAACCUGGGCAUUGCAAACCCACUUCUUUUGGGCCCAUCUCCUUUGCACUUUGCUCAGAUUAAGACUCAGUUGGCGCUUCAGCAGCUGAAUGCCGUUGCCUCACAUAGUUCAGCACCACCUUAUACUUUAUUAAAUCAGGCUUUCUUGAAAAUAGCCAUGUCGAGACCCAGGUUUAAUCCUCGAGGGAACUUUCCACUGCAGAGGCCACGAGCACCUAAUCCUUCUGGGAUGAGGCCUCCAGGACCAUUUAUGAGGCCUGGAUCUAUGGGUCUUCCAAGAUUUUACCCAGCAGGGAGAGCCCGUGGAAUUCCACACAGAUUUGCUGGCCAUGAAUCUUACCAGAACAUGGGACCACAAAGAAUGAAUGUUCAGGUAACUCAGCAUCGAACUGAUCCAAGAUUGACCAAAGAAAAGUUGGAUUUUCAUGAAGCACAACAAAAGAAGGGGAAGCCUCAUGGUAGCCGGUGGGAUGAUGAAUCUCAUUUGUCUCCAUCAGUGGGAGUGAAACAGAGUUCUGUAACACAAGUUACAGAGCGGAGUCCUAAAGUACAGAGCCGCUAUACAAAAGAGAGUGCCUCAAGUAUCUUGGCAAGUUUUGGAUUAUCUAAUGAAGAUUUAGAAGAACUUAGUCGUUACCCUGAUGAACAGCUAACUCCGGAAAAUAUGCCAUUAAUUUUGAGGGAUAUAAGAAUGCGAAAAAUGGGGCGCCGGUUACCUAAUUUGCCUUCUCAGAGUAGAAAUAAAGAAACCCUUGGCAGUGAUUCAGUUUCAAGCAAUGUGAUUGAUUAUGGGCAUGCAAGCAAAUAUGGCUACACAGAAGAUCCACUUGAAGUUCGUAUUUAUGAUCCUGAAAUUCCAACUGAGGAAGUGAAAAAUGAAUUUCAAUCAGAACAGGACAUUUCUUCAUCUGUUCCCACUCCAAAUGUGAUAUGUAAUUCUGUAUUUCCUGUUGAAGAUGUAUUUCGACCCAUGGACUUUCCCAGUGAGUCCAGUAAUCAGUCAUUUUUCCCUAUUGAGAGUGGAACCAAGAUGUCAGGCUUACAUGUUUCAGGAGGACACUCGGUCCUUGAACCUGUAAAAUCCGCCAGCCAGUCCAUUAGCCAAACAGUUAACCAGACAAUGAGUCAGUCUUUGAUUCCUCCAUCUAUGAACCAGCAGCCAUUUUCAUCAGAAGUCAUUUCAUCUGUAAGCCAUCAAGAUCGAAUUUCUCGUGAACCUGUGGUUAAUUCAUCUAAUGUACAUGGAUCAUCAGGAGGAAGUAAAAAGAGUUACCGGUCAGAGGCUGACACUCCAAUUCAGUCUCCCUUCGGGAUUGUGAAAGCAUCAUGGUUACCAAAGUUUUCACACGCUGAUGCCCAGAAGAUGAAGAGACUUCCUACUCCUUCUAUGAUGAAUGAUUACUAUGCAGCAUCUCCAAGAAUAUUUCCACAUUUGUGUUCUCUGUGUAACGUAGAAUGUAGUCAUUUGAAGGAUUGGAUUCAACAUCAAAAUACAUCUACUCAUAUUGAGAGCUGCCGACAGUUACGUCAACAGUAUCCUGAUUGGAAUCCUGAGAUCCUACCAUCAAGAAGAAAUGAAGGCAAUAGGAAAGAAAAUGAAACUCCAAGAAGACGUUCUCAUUCCCCCAGUCCUAGACGUUCCAGGAGAUCAAGCUCAAGUCACAGAUUCCGACGGUCUCGAAGUCCAACGCAAUAUAUAUAUAGACCAAGAAGUCGAAGUCCAAGAAUUUGCCAUCGCUAUAUUUCUAGAUACCGGUCCAGAUCCCGUUCACCACAUCGAAUGAGAAAUUCAUAUAGGGGCAGUCCGAAAUGUUACCGAUCAGUUAGUCCUGAAAGGACAGUAAGGAGAUCAGUGAGAUCAUCAGAUAGGAAAAAAGCAUUAGAAGAUGUAGUACAGCGAUCUGGAUAUGGGACAGAAUUUAGUAAACAGAAGCAUCAUGAAGCAGUUGAUAAAGGACUCUCACCAGCACUAAAGCCUAAAACUGGCAGUGGAUCAAAGCCAUUCAUUAAAUCUACAAGUGCUACAAAGAGUGAUUCGAGUUUAGCACAUUCUACUCGUUAUAAAUCAAAGAAUCUUGAAGAUGAAACCUUACCAGAAUGUAAACCGGUGUCUGAUAAACCGGUUUCUCUUCAGCGUAAGCUUCGGAAAGAUCAGACUUCACCUUAUGGUUCAGUUCUACUUGUAUCUGAAUUACCAGAGGAUGGGUGUACUGAAGAUGAUGUUAAGAAAAUAUUUCAGCCGUUUGGGAAAGUUAAUGAUAUCCUUAUUGUUCCAUAUAGAAAGGAGGCUUAUUUGGAAAUGGAAUAUAAAGAAACAGUUACUGCAGUCAUGAAAUAUAUUGAAACGACACCUCUUUUGAUAAAAGGGAAAAGUGUUAAAGUAUGUGUUCCAGGAAAGAAAAAGUCCCAGAACAAAGAGUUGAAAAAGAAGACAAUAGAUUCAAAGAAAACAGUUUCAUCUACAUUAAAAAAGGAUUCCGAUACUUCCAAAGCUGCUGAAACUGUGACUGCUACAGUGAUAGGAAUUGAAUCCAGGACUUCACAUAUGAAAGUCAAAACUGGACAAGCAAAGACGUCUAUAGCCAAAGUGAAUAAAUUUUCAGGGAAACCUGCUGGUUCUGUAAAAUCUGUGCUAACAGGAGCUAAAGGUAAAGCUUCAAUCAAAACAGCCAAAUCUAGUGGAAAGAAAUUUCUGGAACUCAAAAAAAGUGGCAUUGGCAAAAAAGAUACUAACAAAUCUUUGAUCGUACCAGAAAAAUCUGAACUAAAGAGCAGAAUGAAAGCCAAAGCUACUGAAAGUACUUACGAUGAAACUGUUUCAGAAACUGCUUUGGAUGCCUCAGAAAAUGAACCAGUUAAAAAGGAAACAGAGGAAAUGUGCGUGAUACUUAUUUCUAAUUUGCCUAAUAAAGGAUAUUCUAUAGAAGAAAUUUGCAACCUAGUAAAACCAUUUGGUGGUUUAAAGGAUAUUUUGAUUUUAUCAUCUCACAAAAAGGCUCUUCUAGAGUUAAAUAAAAAAUCUGCAGAUUCUAUGGUAUACUUUUAUACCUGUUUCCCAAUAUCAGUAGAUGGAAAUCAACUCUCAAUAAGUAUGGCUCCAGAAAGUAUGAAUAUAAAAGAUGAGGAAGCUAUCUUCACAACCUUGAUUAAAGAAAAUGACCCAUCGGAAAAUAUGGAUAAAAUUUACGAUCGUUUUGUACACCUUGAUAAUUUACCAGAAGAUGGACUUCAAUGUGUACUUUGUAUUGGGCUUCAGUUUGGAAAAGUGGAUCACCACAUAUUCAUGAGUAAUAGAAACAAGGCAAUUCUUCAGCUCGAUAGUCCUGAAUCUGCGCAGUCAAUGUAUAGCUUUCUGAAACAACAUCCACAGAACAUAGGUGACCAUGUAUUGACCUGCAAAUUAUCUCCAAAAAUGAAUUUGUCAGAGGCUCAAGCAGAGAAGUACACAGGAUCAGGAAAAGAAAGCCCUGACUUGAGAAACAUUCCAGUUGACGAAAGUGAGGUUCAGACAGCAACUGAUAGUUCCUCUGUUAAACCUAGUGAGGUUGAAGAAGAAACUAUUACCAACAUUCAAACAGAAACUUGUACACUAAAGGAAGAACCUGGUGAGGAAAAACCUGAAACACUGUGUGACCCUGACUUGAUGAUAGAAACAUUGGAAAUUAAAACUCAGGAAGAGAUCAAGGUGGAAAUUCCUCUUGUAGCAUCCACUCCAGUCAGUAUUGAAUUACUCACUGAAAACAUAGAGGAAUCAGUUUUAGAUCAGCAGGUGUCUACCAGUGAUUUUCAUACAGAAGAGGCAGAAACUAUUUAUCCUGGAACAGAGUUACUAACAUCUGAAAGUGCAUUUAUAGAAGAAAGGAGCAUCAAAGGAAUUCUAGAAGAAUCUCCAUCUGAAGCAGAAGAUUUUUUCUCUGACAUUACACAGUCUAUGAUGGGAGCCGUAGCUGAAGUAAACAAAUACAAAACGGCUUCAGAAGUAAUACCUUCUGAUUGUGUUACGGCACUAGUACCAGAAAUUUCUACUGAGAAUGAGAAGGCAUUGAGCAAAAAGGAAAUUUCUGGAAAAAGUAACAUGGAUGAAAAGGAAGAGAAUGAAUUUAAUGUAAAGGAAACCGGAAUAGAUCUGCAGAUCGUAACAGAAAAUACUGAAAAAAUUGAUUCUAAGGUGGUUACAGAGAAGUUGGAAAAGAACAUGGCAGCAGUGAAAGAAAAGCCUGCAGAAAACAUUGUGAACAAAGCAUUCUCAAAUAAAGGAGUAGGUCAAGUAAAUAAGCCUGAUGAAACUGGUAAAACUAGUAUGUUCCCUGCACCAAAUGUAUCUAGUGCUAAAACAAGUAUCAAAGCCACAAUGGUUGCUUCUCCAAAGGUAAAAGCUACAGCUUCAAAAUCUGAAAACCAAAAAAGUUUCCUGAGAUCUGUACUCAGAGAUCAAAUAAUUGCUGAGAAGAAACUUGCAGCCAAGGAAGUGGGUCUGCUUAAACCUACAAGUGCCAGGUCAGGCUUGACUGAUUGGAGCAGUAAAUUUAAACCCACUCAGAGCGCUUUUCCCAGAGGCAGUGGAAGGAUCUCAGCCUUUCAAGGCAAGGAUUCUAAACCGGAUUUCAGGGAUGUAACAAAACAAUCUCAGGAAACAGAGGCUAGACCUCUCUUCACGAAAUGGGAAGACAGCAGCAACAAGACUUUUACUGGGAAAAACACUAAGAAUCCUAAAAGCACCCCUAGUCGAAGCUCCAAGUUUAAUGAGGAACUGCUCUUAUUUUCAUUUAAUUUGGAUGAAUGUGUUACUGUGGAUGAGGUGGUAGAAGAUGUGAACCCUUUUCAAACCAAGCAGAGUCCAGAAAAGACAAAAAGAAAGGAAUCCCUCAAAAGUACACCAGAGCUUAACUUAAAGAAGAAGGGGAAAACUUCUGCCUCUCAUGUUGCUGAGGGAGAAUUAUCUUUUGUAACAUUGGAUGAGAUAGGGGAAGAGGAGGAUGCAGCUGCACAUCUAUCACAGAAUCUUGUCACUGUCGAUGAAGUCAUUGAUGAAGAGGAAAUAAAUAUGGAAGAAAUGGUAAAAAAUUCAAAUGCACUUCUUACGCUAGAUGAGUUAAUUGAUCAAGAUGAUUGCAUUUCCCAUAGUGAACCUAAAGAUGUUACAGUAUUGUCAGUGGCUGAAGAACAAGAUCUUCUCAAACAGGAGCGUUUGGUGACUGUGGAUGAGAUUGGAGAAGUAGAAGAGCUACCUUUAAGUGAUUCGGCAGAUCUGAGUUUUACUUUAAAUACUAAAGUAGAUGAGGAAAAUACCGGAAGAGAUAGCAUUGGGUUCAUUUCUUCUCAGAUGCCUGAAGACCCUUCUACUUUAGUUACUGUAGAUGAAAUACAAGAUGACAGCAGUGAUUUGCAUUUAGUGACUUUAGAUGAAGUAACUGAAGAGGAUGAAGAUUCUCUAGUGGAUUUUAACAGUCUUAAAGAAGAACUUAAUUUUGUUACUGUUGAUGAGGUUGGAGAAGAGGAAGAUGUAGCUAAUGAUUUGAAAAUAGAAUUUGCACGAAAAAAUGAUCAUUCUGCAGAAAAAAGAGAGAGAAAAAAGAGAGCUAUGGACACAAAGAAAACAAAACUUGAAGCCUUGUCUGAAGUAGGUCCAAAAGAUGAGAAUAUUGUGGAAGAAGAUCUGAAAAGCACGAUUGAAAGACACUUAACAGUUGAUGAAGAAUCUAAAUUAAAGGAUUCAGAACCAGAACGAAAACGCAGGAAAAUUGAAGAUGACUCUUUAGGAACGUCAGUGACAUCUGAUGUCUCUGAAGAUUUAGACUUUCUUGUACCGAAGGCUGGGUUCUUCUGUCCAAUUUGUUCCCUCUUCUACUCAGGUGAAAAAGCAAUGACAAAUCACUGCAAGAGUACACGCCAUAAACAAAAUAAACAGAAGUUCAUGGCCAAGCAAAGAAAGGAAAAGGAGCAGAAUGAGGCUGAAGAAAGAAGCUCUAGGUGAUUGGGGAAAAGGGGAAAGAAUUCAUUAGAAAUUCACUUAGGGUCCAGUUGAUUUGUGUAUUUUUGUUAUCGCUUAAUUUGUAAUUUUUGUUUCAAAAGCAAAUAUUCAUGUUGUACAAAUUUCUGAUUGCCCUUGAUGUAGAGAGACUGAUGGGGAAAGUAUGAUGGGUUUGAUUUUUAUAUCAAAUCAUCAGGCAUGGAGAAAUAUCUUUUAGAAGUGUUAAAAUAAAUGUUCCUACUGCAUAUUUAAAAUAC